This is a messenger RNA of Scylla paramamosain (green mud crab), 2821 nucleotides long. RefSeq names its product valine--tRNA ligase-like. The transcript is spliced from 11 exons. Gene Ontology annotation, cellular component: cytosol. Gene Ontology annotation, molecular function: valine-tRNA ligase activity; ATP binding. The coding region runs from base 1081 to 1935 and encodes 284 amino acids. The record is from RefSeq and is a predicted model, not a curated record. NCBI's taxonomy places the organism in Eukaryota, Metazoa, Arthropoda, Malacostraca, Decapoda, Portunidae. Gene Ontology annotation, biological process: valyl-tRNA aminoacylation.
GUAAUAUAUAUUUUAUUUAUUUAUUUUUCACUUUAGGUUAGUGAGUGUGUCUGUUCAUCCAAUCUGUGCAACUUGACCAUCCAUCCAGUCAGUCUGUCAGUCACACAUCCAGUCUGCUCACUGUCACCCAUCCCAUCACCCACUCACCCAGUCACUCACACAUCCCAUCACCCACACACCCAUCUCAUCACAGGGUAGGGAAAUUCAUAGGUAAAUGGCACAGACCGUUAAGAAUCUAAUUUAAAUCACAGAAAGAUACUCUGGCAGUUGUCUGGAGGCUGGCUAAGGAUGAGCUAACAGAUAUUAACUCACUGAAGAGGAGAGGGAAGAGUUAACUAACUGAGGAUGUAGAGGCAAUAGAUGAGGGUAAGAACAAUAGCAGGAGAUAUUGUAGUGGAGAGUUUUGGACAAGAAAGUGAGGAAGUGGUACCUGAACAUGAGGGAGGGCUGGAAAACAGUGAAGGAGAAAGAAGCCCUAUGGAGUGUGAUGCAGAAUAAUAUUAAUAGCCUCAUCUUGGGAUUAAGCCAAAUGUUUAUCCUGAUGAGUCUGGAUAUAAUUCACCUUACAGAAAUAAAAUUGUGAUGAGUUACAAGUAGAGAACAUUGAACAAAAUAGAUACAACUUAUGAAAAAGAUCAAACAAGAAAGGAGUGAUGUUUUUAGUUAAGGAAAGCUUCAAAGUGGCUGGAUACAAUGUGAUGAUGGACUAGCAGAUGCAUUAAUAAUUAGAGUCCAAAAUAUACCAGGCAAAAAGACGAUUCAAAGUAACUGACAUACCAAGCAAUUAAUUAGGGAAAUCAGUCUUUGUUGACACUUCCAAAGCCUUUCAGUUUGUCGACCUCAGUAUACUGUUAGGAAAAAGAGCGAUAUUAAGACAUGAGGUAUAAGCACUCCUGAUUCAAAGGCUAUUUGACUGAUAGUGUGUGUGUGUGUCCUAAAUUUUUCUUAUCGUAUGACAUAAUUAUAGUUUUAGAUCCUCAUCAGUCACUGCUACAUCUUGCAACCAGUAUUUGGAGAACACAGUGAGAAUAAUUGAGGGUGGUUGCAUCACCCUCAAUCACGAUCUACAAAACUCAAACGAUGACCAAAGGGGCAAUGGAUCUGUACAUGAGUGAGGUGGCGAGGGGCGUGGCCAGGGGGCGGCUAGCAGCGUGUGCCACCAGGGAAAUGUGUAUGAACAUAAAAAAAGGCGCCUGUCAAGAAAGGUUCGUUUGGUGCAAGGAGUUGGCACAGGAGGCGUCUGAGGCUGUGCAGAGCGGCCGUCUGAACCUGGUGCCACAGCUGCACAGGAGGGCAUGGCAUAGCUGGCUGGACAACAUCACAGACUGGUGUGUCUCCCAGCAACUCUGGUGGGGCCACAGAAUGCCAGUGUACCACAUCACUGCAGCAGACGGCCGGGAGGUGUGGGUGGCAGCUGCUCGGAGGAAGAUGCAAGGCGGAAGGCUGUGCAGAAGGAAGACUGUGCUGCUGCAUGGCCUCCUGUGUGAUGGUGGCGGCCACAAGACAUCCAAGUCCUGGGGCAAUGUGAUAAACCCCCUGGAUGUGAUCAGUGGGGCGUCCCUGGAGGUACUGUGUGAGAGGAUGGAGGGGAGCCUGAAUACAGAAGAGGUACUCACUGGUAUCAGGAGGAACUUCCCCACAGGCAUCCCAGAGUGUGGAGCUGAUGCCCUUUGGUUCACCCUGUGCUCCACCAACUUCAAUACUGCACACCCCGUCCUGCAGCCUCAAGGCACUCACCUCUCCUUUUCCAGUCAUGGGUGCCUUGCCUCCUCCUUGCAACACCACCACCACCACCACCACCACUGCUGCCAUUACCUACGAGGGGGAGAGACUGUGAUGUGGCUGCAGGUGGCUAGGUUCGGAGGCCUCCAGAGAGCUGCCCAGAGUGAAGCUUGUGGUAUAGAGGGACAGCUGCUGAUCAUCAAGCUUACAUAGUGACUGGAGGAAAGUGGGAGGAGCCUGGAGGGAGUGAUGGAGGUACAGUAUUUGGAGAAAAUCCCUUCACCAUGACAACUGGGUGUCUGCUGUACAGGCCACUGACCAAUGUGUGCAGGUUUGCAGUAAACCUCCCUGAAGGUUCCAGAGCUGGUCAGCAAGUGCCCCAGUCCAGGCUGUCACAAGGCUGUGUGAUGGAGGACCUUCCACUAAUACUCAUUGAUAACAGCUGUGCACUGCCACUCACAGGAAAUAUUGAGUUGCCUUGAAGCUGAGAUGAGUUGGUCAGCUAGUGAGUGGCUGCAUAACCAUUAAUAAGUGGCGCUGUGGAUAGCAAGCGGAAGAGACCUUGGGAGACUUCCGUUAAUGAGGAGCAACAAGCACACCUCACUGGAGUCUUUCAGGAACCAACAGUCAGGCCCUCAAAUAAACAACAAAUUAAGUGAGAAGUUACCAUCUCCCUUCCUGGCUUGCGCUCCAGUUGCUCUGAGUUGUAGCAGCAGUGACGUGUGGCACCCAGGAUGAAGGUGGUCUGCAGGGUGGUCUGUGUCAGGGGGAUGAUGGCAGACAACAGCAGCAGCACCGUGACAGCUCAAGCAUCCUGUUGAAAUUAUCACUUUUUAAAUGCUGAAAAGUGAAGGAAAAACCUGUCUCCAUGGAAUGUGGAAGUACACAACAACAACUCUGAAAGAUUUCUUACAAUAAUAAGUCAUCAUUCAUUGUAUCCUUUUUUGUUGGCCACAAGAUUAUGAUACAAAUUUUCCAUAGACAUCUGCAAAUUGGUACCUCUAGCUGUUAUUAAAUAUGAUAUUAAGUUUGAUGAAUGUAUUUAUUUCAUUAUACAUGAAAGUUGUUGAUUGCAAAAAAAAAUAAUAACCAAAAUAUA